CUUUUUAAAUCUUUUUUUUUUUUUAAAUAGUUCUGCAACUUGUAUAAUGAGUGACAAUCCUUAUCUUGCUCACUGGAACACUGAAAAAAAGGACAAGGGCGCAAAUUUUAUGGGUUUGAAGCCUCGUAAGACAACAGCAGAACAAGCAGAAAAACUUGAAAAUGGCACUUUGAAUCCAUUUACGAAUAAACCCUUUUCUGCAAAGUAUCAAAAGAUCUUGGAAGGAAGAAGAAAGCUUCCUGUUCAUUCUCAACGUCAAGAAUUCCUAGACAUGGUCCAUAAGAAUCAGUUUGUUGUACUCGUUGGUGAAACUGGUUCAGGAAAGACAACACAGAUUCCACAAUUCUUAGCCUACGAUGAACUUCCACAUCUUAAAGGGAAAAUGAUUGCCUGUACUCAACCUCGUCGUGUUGCUGCAAUGUCAGUUGCUCAACGUGUUGCUGAUGAGAUGGAUGUCAAGCUUGGUGAAGAAGUUGGUUACAGUAUUCGUUUUGAAGAUAAUACAAGCCCCAGUACCUUUUUGAAGUAUAUGACAGAUGGUAUGCUUUUGCGUGAAGCCAUGUCAGAUCCUUUGCUGAGUAGAUACUCUGCUGUUAUUCUUGACGAAGCACACGAACGUACGCUUAAUACUGAUAUAUUGAUGGGUCUUUUGAAAGAGGUCUGCAAGAAGAGAAAGGAUCUUCAGGUUGUUGUCAUGUCUGCCACAUUAGAUGCUGGCAAGUUUCAAAAGUACUUUGACGACGCACCAUUAUUGAGUGUUCCAGGUAGAACUUUCCCUGUUGAAAUUUACUAUACACCUGAACCAGAACGUGAUUAUCUUGAAGCUGCCAUUCGUACUGUACUUCAAAUUCACUUGAGUGAACCUGAAGGUGAUAUCUUGGUGUUCUUGACUGGUGAAGAAGAAAUUGAAACAGCAUGCAGCAAGAUAAGAGCAGAAGGUGAUGAAUUAAUCCGUAGCCAAGGCGCUGGUCCUUUGAAGGUCGUACCUCUUUAUUCAUCUUUGCCUCCUCGUGCUCAACAGCUCAUUUUCGAAAGUGCACCUGCUCCACGUACUCCUGGGGGCGCGCCUGGUAGAAAGAUUGUUGUUUCUACCAACAUUGCUGAAACAUCACUUACUAUUGAUGGUAUCGUUUAUGUGAUUGAUCCAGGAUUUGCAAAGCAGAAAGUAUACAACCCACGUAUCCGUGUCGAAUCCCUUUUAGUUUCACCUAUUUCUAAAGCUUCAGCCCAACAGCGUGCUGGUCGUGCUGGUCGUACGAGACCUGGUAAAGCAUUCAGAUUAUACACAGAAGCUGCCUUCAAUCAAGAAUUAAUUGAACAGACAUACCCUGAAAUCUUAAGAAGUAACUUAGGAAACGUUGUUUUGCAACUGAAGAAACUUGGUAUUGAUGAUCUUGUCCACUUCGACUUUAUGGAUCCUCCUGCUCCUGAAACACUUAUGCGUGCACUCGAAUUAUUGAACUACUUGGGAGCUCUUGAUGAUGAUGGUGAACUUACACCUACUGGUGAACUCAUGUCAGCCUUCCCCUUGGAUCCUCAACUGGCCAAAAUGCUGAUCGAAAGUCCUAAGUAUAACUGUUCCAACGAAAUAUUAUCCAUUGCUGCAUUACUUUCUGUUCCUCAGAUCUUUGUUCGUCCUAAUAAUGCUCGUAAAGCUGCUGACGAAGCAAAAGCACAAUUUGCACACGCAGAUGGUGACCAUCUUACAUUAUUGAACGCUUAUCAUGCAUACAAGACAAAUAAUGAAGACAGCAACUGGUGCUAUGAAAAUUUCUUAAACCAAAGAUCACUAAAAUCUGCAGAUAAUGUUAGAAAUCAACUAAAGAGAACAAUGGAACAGAAUGACUUGGACUUAGUAUCAACAGACUUUGAAAACAAAUCAUACUAUGUCAACAUUAGAAGAGCCAUUGUUGCUGGAUACUUUAUGCAGGUUGCUCAUCUUGAACGUAGUGGACAUUACUUGACAGUGAAAGACAACCAAAUCGUACAACUUCAUCCAUCAUCCUGCUUAGACCAUAAGCCUGAAUGGGUGCUAUAUAAUGAAUUUGUCUUGACUACAAGAAAUUAUAUUAGAACUUGUCUUGAAGUGAAGGCACACUGGCUGCUUGAAAUUGCUCCCAACUACUAUGACUUGUCUAAUUUCCCCAACUGCCAUGGCAAACGUCAAUUACAGGCUAUUGCUAGUAAAAGACAAAGAGAAGAGGCUGAAAAGACAUACAAGAAGAGAAAGAAUUAAACAUUAUUUAUGAUUCAAUGCUACUAUUUAGAAUAAAUUUAAAAUUCAGUAAAGAUUCAAAAACAAUACAACUGUAGAUAUUAUUGUCCACAAUCAAAAUCAAAC
Rhizopus microsporus ATCC 52813 is the source of this 2341-nucleotide messenger RNA. RefSeq names its product P-loop containing nucleoside triphosphate hydrolase protein. Gene Ontology annotation, molecular function: ATP binding; RNA binding; RNA helicase activity. The transcript is spliced from 5 exons. The record is from RefSeq and is a predicted model, not a curated record. Gene Ontology annotation, cellular component: intracellular anatomical structure; spliceosomal complex. Lineage: Eukaryota; Fungi; Mucoromycota; Mucoromycetes; Mucorales; Rhizopodaceae. The coding region runs from base 47 to 2236 and encodes 729 amino acids.